This is a messenger RNA of Panicum hallii, 1851 nucleotides long. Its product is annotated as protein synthesis inhibitor I-like. The transcript is spliced from 2 exons. The record is from RefSeq and is a predicted model, not a curated record. Lineage: Eukaryota; Viridiplantae; Streptophyta; Magnoliopsida; Poales; Poaceae. Gene Ontology annotation, molecular function: protein binding; rRNA N-glycosylase activity. The coding region runs from base 348 to 1742 and encodes 464 amino acids. Gene Ontology annotation, biological process: negative regulation of translation; protein ubiquitination.
CCACCGUGAACGCCGUGAUGCUGCUGACGGUGGGCACCGUCGUACUGGGCUUGCACGUCUCCUCCGACCGCCCCCCGGGGGUCACCAAGGCCAAGUACUGGCUGGGCUUCGCUCUCACCCUCGGCGCCGCGCUGCUGUACGGGCCCUAGCUACUUGCCGCUGGUUGAGCUCGCGUACAAACGCGCCGCGGGACGCGGCCGCGCCGUGACGUACGCGCUGGUGAUUGAGACGCAGAUGGUGAUGGGGAUCGCCGCCGCCGCCUUCUGCACCGUCGGCAUGAUUGUCAACAAGGACUUCCAGCGUCAACUCUCAUUGCGUGUCUCACUCAUCACAUCUGGCUCUCGUCCAUGGCGACGGCCCCGCUCUUCACCGUGGCGUUCGACCUCGCGAGCAGCGACGACUACGGCGCCUUCCUCGCCGGCAUCCGCGACAGGCUCGGCAACCCGCGGCACGUCUCCCACGACCGCCCCGUCCUCCCGCCGGUCGAGCCCGGCGUCCCGCCGCGGCGGUGGUUCCACGUCGUCCUCAGGACGCCGGCGAGCGCGCUCACGCUCGCCACCCGCGCCGACAACCUCUACCUGGCGGGCUUCCAGAGCGCCGACGGCACGUGGUGGGAACUCAGCCAUGGGACGUUCCCGAGCCGCUGCCGCGGCCUCAUCCCGGGCGCCGUGCCCCUAGGCUUCCGCGGCACGUACCGCGACCUCGUCGGCGGCGCGCGCGAGGUGGCCAACGUGGCCCUCGGGCGGCGGCGGAUGGCGGAGGCCGUGGACGCGCUCGCCGCGCGCACCGGCUCCGGCGGCGCCGCGGAGCGGCGGCUGGCCAAGGACACCCUCGCGGUGCUCCUCCUGAUGGUGCACGAGGCCACGCGGUUCCUUGACGUGGCGGCGACCGUGGCCGGCCUGAUGCGCCCCGAGGCGGCGGCGGAGGGCGGGACGAUCAUGAGGUGUAGCACGUCGCCGGACCUCGGGUGGAGGUACUGGUCCUGCUUGCUGCUCAGCGCGGACUCGUGGCCCAUGAGGCACGCUGGGGACCUCGGGCCGCCGGCGCAUCGCAAUAAGGAGUGGGUGGCGAGGGCGGCCGCGACGGUGGGGAUACUGUUGUUUGUCGAGGUGGGGAACGGGAUCAAGGCUGAGAAGGCGCUGCGCCUGUUCCAUGGGAACCUGUGCGGGACGGGCAGCGACGGGGCGGGAGCGGACAUCACAUUCCUCGUCUCUGGUGAGUCCAUCCCGGCUCACAGGUACGUGCUGGCCGGAAAGUCCGCCGUGUUCUUGCGCCAGCGGUUCAUCGGUCGCAGUGGAGGGAAGAAGAUGACAUGUCCAGUCGAGGUCACGGACAUGGACGCCGCAUCCUUCAAGGCCAUGGUUCACUUCAUCUACACAGGCACGGUGCCCGAAUUCGAUCAGCAGAGGCCGGCGGUGGCGGAGGAGUCGGUGGCGAUACUGGCUUACCGUCUGCUCGCAGCGGCUCACAGGUAUGAGCUGGACAGGCUGAAGGUGUUGUGCAGACGUAAGCUGGAAUCUGGUGCCAUCUUCGUCGACAUGGCGGCAGAAACGCUAGCGUUGGCCGAGCAGCACGGCUAUCGGCGGCUCAAGGCCAAGUGUAUCAGCUUCAUCGUUCAGACUCCGGAGACUCUCAAUGCCGUGUUAGCGACAGAGGGAUAUAGGCACCUAGAAGCAAGCUGCCCUUCCAUGCUGACUGAACUUCUCAAGUCCGUGCACGGGAGAAAGAAAUUGAUGAACUAAAUCUUGCUCAAGAUUUCACAAUCAGUAAUGUCACUUGUACCUGGCCCACAAACUUUUAUGUAAAAUUCACUGGGAUGGAGUUGAAGAGGAUGGGUGCUGAUCCAUGGCA